Molecule: messenger RNA, 1502 nt
Organism: Clupea harengus (Atlantic herring)
Lineage: Eukaryota; Metazoa; Chordata; Actinopteri; Clupeiformes; Clupeidae
Product: aquaporin-8-like
Biological process (GO): transmembrane transport; water transport
Cellular component (GO): plasma membrane
Molecular function (GO): water channel activity
Source: RefSeq, a predicted model, not a curated record
CUUCACAUAAUAGAGGGAAAGUUUGACUCUUCGGCUGUACACACACACACACACUCAUGAACACACACACUCUCAAAGUGAGUACUGAACAUUACCCCAUCGUUAAUUAAUGUCCAAUAACAUCUAGUCCCCUGACCACAAGGUGACCGCUCACAUGCCAGAGUAAAAAAAAAAGUUCAUCCACGCAUCAGAUUUCCGUACUAGUGCAUCAACCAUUAACCACUUGUGCAAUGGAUCGGAACACAGCAAUUACACUAUAUAAACAUUCCCUGACGUUUCCAAGAAAACUUUCACUAGAUUUUCUGAGAAGACAGCUCUCUCUUCCAAGAAAGGGAUCCAGCAAACACAUUGAUAAAGUCUUGCAUCUCGAGUGUGGUCAUCUUCAUCCUCAACAACAUGCCUUCCCUCCCCACUGGUAAAGAGGUGCAUGACAUCUCGGAGGCCAAGCCCAAGGGUGAAGGUGAACCCCGCAAGUGGGCCCGCACGCGCUACGACCGCAACUGGCUCCCCUGCGUUGCCGAGUUUUUCGGCACGGCGCUCUUCGUCUUCUCAGGCUGCGCCUCGGUCAUUGAGAACUCACCUGGCACGGGCCGCCUGCAGCCCGCCUUGGCUCAUGGCAUGGCACUCUCCAUCUCCAUCGCCAUCACAGCCGGAAUCAGUGGGGGCCACAUGAACCCUGCUGUGACCUUAGGGGUCACCAUAGCAGGAGGUCUGAAAGUCAUCAUGCUUGUCCCGUACUGGGCCGCUCAGUUCUGUGGGGCCAUGGUGGGUGCUGGUUUUGCCAGGGCUGUGGCCUCCUCACAUGAGAACUUCGUUAACUCGUCGGGUGGAGCCUUUGACGCCAUUAGGGAUGAGGAUCAGGUGGGCAGAGCUCUGGUGGCGGAGAUCGUCAUGACGUUCUUCCUGGUGCUGUCAGUCUGCCUGAGCGCAGUGAACCAUCAGAGUAAAACGCCCCUGGCCCCCUUCUGCAUCGGACUCACACUCUGUGUGGGCAUCCUGGGAGCUGGAGCUGUGUCUGGUUGUUGUCUGAACCCAGCUCGUGCCUUUGGCCCAGCAGUGGUGGCAAACCACUGGGCCUACCACUGGGUCUACUGGGUGGGCCCACUCACCGCUGGGUUACUGGUUGGCAUCCUGCUGAGGACACUGUUGGGUGACCCCCGAACAAGACUGAUCUUCAGAAAGAGAGGGCCUUCACCCUGAACGAAGCCAACAACGUCCCUCUUCAGAUCUGUCCAUCAUUUCGCUCAAUUAUCACUCCUUUCACACAUCAUUUUUAUCUGUGGGCUCACAUCUGCAGCAGAAUAUGCAGUGACAUUUGUUCUCAUGAGAAUGGUCCAAGUUAAUGGUUCAGGUUAUAUUUAGCCCUGUUUGUUGUGUUGUUUGUUUGGAAAUGCUUUGUUUGUUUCUCAGACAAUUACUGUGUACAUUUCAUUUAUGCUCUUAUUGGGAUAUGAGUUGUAUCUUUCCAGUAGUAGGUUUUUUUUUUUUUUUUUUUAACUAUU